UUAAAUAGAAAUAUUAAAAACGACAUCUCUGGAAUAUAUUAAUGGCCUAAGUUGUAGUUGUAUCUCAACUAUUUUGUUAUAAAACGUUUUAAAACCUUUUGUUUAUCGCUGUACGAAUGCAAACAAAACAAGCAUGAUUUAAGGCGCUCUCUUGCGCUGGCAAUAUUUUGAGGGCGGUAUGAGUUGAUUGUGGUUGAAAGACGAAUAAACAAACCUUGUUGUUGUUGAUAUAAACGUCUAACACACAGGGCUACUUGAUAGGACUAGUUUUUGGCAGUUUGCUAAUGAGAACAGGCGCACUGUUUAAAGGCGACUCAACUUCCAUAAGCCCCACCCACUGUUUUUAUAUAUAGUUGAAGUAGCUUGUGAAGCGCACACUCAAGACAUUCACAGGCUGCACUAGGAGAAAUGGUUGUUCUGGUCAAACCAAAUCUUCAGUUGGGCAGCAAAGCGAUGGAUGGAAAUCAGCACAAAGUUGAGGCCAAUGUUCUGCUGCUUGGAGCAGAAAAUGUUGGGAAGUCAGCCCUCACUGUGCGAUUUCUCACCAGAAGGUUCAUCGGAGAGUAUGGGGAUAUUGAAUCAAUAUACAGUCAUAUUGACAAAACAGAUGGGCGAGAAAUAGCCUUAAAUAUUUGGGACUCCCUGUAUCCACAGAGCUGCGAAACAACUGAAUCCAUCAGUGACAAGCAGAUGCAGUGGGCAGACGGUGUGAUCCUGGUCUACAGCAUCUGUGAUCGCUCCAGCUUUGAGGUGGUCCGGCAACAGGUGCAACUCAUCCGCCAGACUAGGAAGCUGUCCGCAUCUACCCCAAUCAUCGUGGGGAACAAGCGAGACCUGCUGCAUCAGAGAGCCGUGUCGAGUGAGGAGGGCAGACUGUUCGCCCUCUCGGCAGACUGCGGCUUCUUCGAGAUCUCGGCGGCAGAAACCUACCACGGUGUGCUGCUGGUUUUUCACGAAAUCCUGGACCUCAUCAAGGAGUCCAAAGCACUUAAAAAGGGAAUGGUUGGAAUCAAGGGUAUAGUCAGAAGCGUGUCUGCAGUGUUUGGAAAGAAACGAGAGUGAAGAACUGUUGAAGAUGUUGAGCAAGAUGAAGAUAUGAGGCCCCUGGCAGCCUAGCAUCUAAAUAGCUGAGAAGAGGACCCCGGCUGAUGGGUUUUUGGGGCCGAAGGGAGACACUUUCGCCUUAUUAACCCUCAUGGAUGGUGGAAGGAAAAGUAUAAGAAGACAGAAUGUUUAAAGUUCAGAGCCCAGCGUUAUGGUGAAGAAAAGCAGAUGAAGUUUGUUACAGCAAGGCGAUAAAAGAUGUGCUGAAAAUAAGUGAUCCUGGGCUUUGAUGUAAGUUGGUCACUGGGUAUGUGUAUUGAAAUGAACCAAGAGAUGGCCCGGAUCUGUCGUAGUCCUUGUCAUUUCUCACAGAAAGAUCCUUCAGCUCUGAACAGAUGAUUUAGACAAAUUCAAGUGAGCUUCUGCUUCGGAUUUCAGAUGCCUGAAAUAUAGAGAUGGACUUUAUCUUCCCUGCAUUGUUCCCAUUUGAGCCUCCACUGCCAUUUAGAUGUGAAUUAUUAAUGUGGCAAUUGGGAGGAGACUAUGUGUAGUAAAAUGUAUAUAGAUAUUUUAUGUAUAUAUUGUAAUUUCCAUAACAUCGUUUCCUGGAUAGUUUUUUUUGAGGUUGGUGGUAGUAUAAAUGCAACUCCAGUAAAGGCUUGUUCACACCAAGGAUGAUAACUGUAACUAUAAACUUUUAAUAAUCAUUCUAAUGAAUGAUACAAACAAUAUUGUUGGACAGCCAAUCAGAAUCAACAUGACUUAAGCUUGAGCUUUUAUUGUCCAUUGGUGUGUAUGCCAACAUAGUUACUGUUAAGAGUUAUUGUUUUAAUGUUCUUUCUUGGUUCUUAACUUAAGAGUGACAUAUAAAGAAAUUCAGAGUGAGAUAUUAAGAGUGUCUGUACAUGUUAUUAACCUGUAUAUAUUUGAAUCUUUCACUUUUGUAUAUAAAC
This is a messenger RNA of Sinocyclocheilus anshuiensis, 1997 nucleotides long. RefSeq names its product ras-related and estrogen-regulated growth inhibitor-like protein. NCBI's taxonomy places the organism in Eukaryota, Metazoa, Chordata, Actinopteri, Cypriniformes, Cyprinidae. The record is from RefSeq and is a predicted model, not a curated record. Gene Ontology annotation, molecular function: GTPase activity; GTP binding. Bases 409 to 1062 code for a protein of 217 amino acids. The transcript is spliced from 4 exons.